Gambusia affinis (western mosquitofish) is the source of this 4019-nucleotide messenger RNA. It is a transcript of the gene herc4, whose product is annotated as HECT and RLD domain containing E3 ubiquitin protein ligase 4. The record is from RefSeq and is a predicted model, not a curated record. Gene Ontology annotation, molecular function: ubiquitin protein ligase activity. Lineage: Eukaryota; Metazoa; Chordata; Actinopteri; Cyprinodontiformes; Poeciliidae. The transcript is spliced from 23 exons. Bases 211 to 3423 code for a protein of 1070 amino acids. Gene Ontology annotation, cellular component: cytoplasm. Gene Ontology annotation, biological process: protein ubiquitination; ubiquitin-dependent protein catabolic process.
AAACUACAUUAAUAGCGCCGUACAGCGGUUGUUGACAGAUCUUUUGGAUUUAGUUUCAUCCAGGUGAUUGUUAGCUUUCCACGGUAAUCUCUGAAAAAUGUCCGGUGUAUAAUUUCUGAAAGCAUCCGCAGAGUGAAGCGCAGGGAGGCUGGGUGGCUGUUUGGGGAGCCGCUUUUGGUUGAAGUGUAUCCUGCAGCGCGGUGAGCCACCAUGCUGUGCUGGGGAAACGCCUCCUACGGACAGCUCGGCCUGGGCGGGAUCGAUGAAGAGAUCGUAGUUGAGCCGCGGAGGUGUGAGUUUUUCCACGGGAAGCGAGUGAGCGACGUUGGCUGCGGCCGCAGACACACGGCCUUCCUGCUGGACGAUGGGACCGUCUACACCUGCGGCUGCAACGACCUGGGCCAGCUGGGUCACGACAAGUCCAGGAAGAAACCAGAGCAGGUCGUGGCCUUGGACGCACAGAUUAUUGUGGCUCUGUGCUGCGGAGAGUCGCACACGCUGGCCUUCAACGACAAAGGCCAGGUUUUCUCCUGGGGGCUCGGCUCAGACGGACAGCUGGGUCUAAAUAACUUUGAAGAAUGUAUUCGAGUUCCAAGGAAUAUCAAGAGUCUAUCAGAUGUACAGGUCGCCCAAGUGGCUUGUGGGUACUGGCACUCCCUCGCUCUCUCCAGAGGCGGCCAGAUCUUCUCCUGGGGUCAGAACCGAUACGGCCAGCUGGGGUUGGGCCAGACGGGUCAGAGCAUCGCCACGCCUCAGGCCGUCCAGUCGCUGCAGGCCAUUCCCUUCGCUCAGCUGGCAGCAGGUGGCGCUCACAGCUUCGCCCUCACUCUCUCUGGAGCCGUGUUCGGCUGGGGCCGCAACAAGUUCGGCCAGCUGGGGGUCAACGACACCAACGGUGGGCGCUUUACAAAUCCGUACGCUGCCUGGGAGUGUUUGAGUCUCAUUCUCCUCUGGCCUUCAACAGAUCGCUGCUUCCCAACUCUCCUCAAGUCCCUGAGAUCCCAGAGAGUGAUCCAUGUCUGCUGUGGAGAAGAUCACACGGCCGUGCUCACAAAGGAAGGGGGUGUGUUUACGUUUGGAGCAGGAGGAUACGGACAGCUCGGCCAUAACUCCACCAACCAUGAAAUCAACCCCAGGAAGGUGUUUGAGCUCAUGGGAAAUGUAGUCACUCAGAUUUCAUGUGGAAGGCAGCACACGCUGGCUUUCACACCCGCUUGUGGGAAGAUCUACUCGUUUGGACUGGGAGGGAACGGCCAGCUGGGGACACGCGCCACCUGCAACAGGAAGAGCCCCUCCCCCGUUAAAGGACCCUGGGCCACUUCCUGUCCCUCAGAGGAGAACGAGUCGGAGCAGAGCUGCUUGGUCAAAAGGAUUUACGCCGGAGGAGAUCAGAGCUUUGCUCAUUAUUGCAGCAAUAAUGAACCUCAGGACAUGGAAAAUCUGACAGAACAAGAUCCUCAAAGAAGGAUUUGCACCCUGAAUGAGGCGACCGUACAGAAAUGGCUGAACAACUCACCAGGAAGACUCCCAGUCGACGUGUCCAAUGAGAUCGACCUGGUGUUCUCCUCUGCCAGCUGCCUGAACGGCUCGUUUCUGUCCACCAGUCACCCGGGUCACUUCAGUACCAGCAGUAAAUAUUCUGGGGUGGAUAUGAACAUGGCCCGGCUGCUUCUCCACAGACUGAUCCAGCAGGACCACCCCAAGAUUUCUCAGCAGGUUGCUGCCAGCCUGGAGAAGGAGCUGAUUCCCAAACUGAGCAGCUCUCCUCCGGACAUCGAGGCGUUGAGGCUCUACCUGUCGCUGCCUGAAAGCCCUUUGUUCAGCGACCGCAGCAACUACAUCACCAUCACCAUCCCCUUUGCCAAAUGCGUCGUCGGCCUCAAGGAGGCGCCGCUGAAGGUUUUAGGGAACUGGUGGUCCACAUUCGAGCCGCUGUUCUUUCAGCGGCUGGUCGACAUCUACAAGGACGUCGUUGUGUUUCUGCUCCAGAUGCACAAAAUGGGCAUUCCUCCGGCCGAGCAGCGGAUCUUCACCUGCUUCGUGGACACUUCGCUCCGCUUCCUGGAGAUUCUGCACAAGGUGAACGAGAAAUCAGGAAGCAUCAUCCAGUACGACAAGUUCUACAUCCACGAGCUGGACGACCUGAUCGACAUCAGGAACGACUACGUCACCUGGAUUCAGAGGCAGAUGUACCCCAUGGGCCGCGACGGUGUGGUGACUCUCUGCAGGUAUCCCUUCGUCUUCGAUGCUCAGGCGAAGACGGCGCUGCUUCAGACAGACGCCGUCAUACAGAUGCAGAUGGCGGUGGAUCAGGCGCAGCUGCAGAACUUCAGCUCCAUGUUCCUGCCCGCUGUGGAGUCGGUCAACCCCUGCCUCAUCCUCAUCGUUCGCAGGGAGAACAUCGUGGGCGACACCAUGGAGGUCCUCAGGAAGUCCAAGAACGUCGACUACAAGAAACCACUGAAGGUGAUCUUUGUGGGAGAAGAUGCAGUUGAUGCUGGAGGAGUCAGGAAAGAGUUCUUCCUCCUGAUCAUGAAGGAGCUGCUGGAUCCCAAAUAUGGGAUGUUUCGCUACUACGAGGAAUCCAGACUCAUCUGGUUUGCACACAAGACGUUCGAGGACUUUGACCUGUUUAACCUCAUCGGGGUCAUCUGUGGUCUGGCCAUCUACAACUUCACCAUCGUAGAGCUCAACUUCCCUCUGGCGCUCUACAAAAAGCUCCUGAAGAGGAAACCAACGUUGGAAGACCUGAAGGAGCUCAUGCCAGACGUGGGAAGGAGCCUGCAGGAACUACUGGACUACACUGAAGAUGACAUUGAAGACACUUUCUGUUUGAAUUUCACUAUCACAGAGGAUAACUACGGAGCCACUGAGGUGCUGGAGUUGGUGCCAAACGGUGAAAACAUUAAUGUCAAUAAGUCAAACCGGCAGGAGUUUGUGGACGCCUACGUGGAUUACGUCUUUAACAAGUCGGUGGCUCCGCUGUUUGAGGGAUUCUACUCAGGUUUCCACAAAGUGUGCGGUGGGAGGGUUUUAGAUCUGUUCCAGCCGAGCGAACUGCAAGCUAUGAUCAUUGGUAACACCAACUAUGACUGGACAGAGCUGGAGAAGAGCACUGAGUAUAAAGGAGAAUACUGGGCCGAACAUCCAACCAUAAAGCUCUUCUGGGAGGUCUUCCACGAGCUUCCGUUGGAGAAGAAGAAACUGUUUCUAUUGUUCCUCACAGGAAGCGACCGCAUCCCCAUCCUGGGCAUGAAAAGCCUGAAGCUGGUGAUCCAGCCGACCGGCGGAGGGGAGCAUUACCUGCCUGUAGCCCACACCUGCUUCAACCUGUUGGACCUUCCCAAGUACUCGAGUAUAGAAACGCUGAGAGAGAAGCUUUUACAAGCGAUAGAUCACAAUCAAGGCUUCAACCUGGCCUGAUGCAGGAAGAGGACUGGAGCUCCGACUGUUGAUGGCGAACACAUUCCCACAUCGCUCACUGGCUGGAGAGAGGAGUCCCAUUUUACAAACUUAGUUCUUGCCAUCACAGUAUUUCCAUAUUAGGAUUAAUAUCAGCUGUGAUAUAUGACUAUGUAGAUAUGCUUUUAUUCAUGUUUGGAAGACGCAAGUGUGAUGAGGCAGACUACUGCUGUGUACCAUGAAAAGCUCUGAAACACAACUCCUGUAAGAAACAGUGAAACAGCAGCAAAAAGCUUAAAACAUACAAUCCGGUGGUUCUAACGGGCAUCAAAACAGGAAGUGAUCUCACCCAUAAAUCCAAAGAUGUGCUCUAAUCCGAGACGUGACAUCGUGUUCGGAGUCGGUCGCUGUAUUUCACAGUAGUUGUGUUCAGCAAAUGUUUGAAUCUGCACAAACUGAGAAGCGUUUGAUUGUGGACUUUGUUUUAUUGGCUGUAUGCCUUAAACAAUCCACAGAUUAAAAAUAAAGUACAGCCACUAAUAAAAAUCCCUCUUGGAGGAGGUGUGAGUGGUUAAAGUUGGUGGUUAACAGGAGUUCUGUCAUUAUUUUUUCUUUAA